This is a messenger RNA of Pelobates fuscus (common spadefoot toad), 3778 nucleotides long. RefSeq names its product protein phosphatase 2 regulatory subunit Bgamma (gene PPP2R2C). Gene Ontology annotation, cellular component: protein phosphatase type 2A complex; cytosol. Lineage: Eukaryota; Metazoa; Chordata; Amphibia; Anura; Pelobatidae. The record is from RefSeq and is a predicted model, not a curated record. Gene Ontology annotation, molecular function: protein binding; protein phosphatase regulator activity. The transcript has 11 exons. The coding region runs from base 644 to 1957 and encodes 437 amino acids.
UCUAAUGCAGCAGAAGCUUAUGACAGCAGUGGUACCCAACAAGUCACACACUGCUCCCUGUCUCCAGGCUACCUUUGCUGCAGUGGCCUCAUUUAGCAUCACCUUUGGCAGGCAGGAGAGGGGUGAAGGAGGGCUACUGGUCUGAAGAAGAAGAAUAAGAAGGGGUGUAUUGUGCCAACCAGCCCCCCCAGCCAGCAUCCUGUAUCUGGCUGUGCUGCAUUGCUGCCUUCCUGUGCUGCAUUGCUGCCUGCCUGGCUCUGCCUGUGCUGCAUUGCUGCCUGCCUGGCUUUGGCUGUGCCCAUGCAAUGAUGCUGCAGCUGUGCUCAGUGGCUUGCUGUGGCCCCCUCCCCUGCUAAGGCAGUGGCAGUAUGGAUGGUGGUGAUCUUCUGACGACCUCUGCUGAUACCAUCAACCCAGUGCGGUCCGGCAUGCUGAGUAAUCCCUGCUGUCAAUGGGCGAGGACGUAGACACACGGAAAAUUAACCACAGCUUUCUCAGGGACCACAACUAUGUGACUGAAGGGGAGAAAAGUGACCUGCCUCUGAGACACCCCAGACUGUGUGGAGGGCAUGUACUUCCUACCUUGUGGACUUCCAUGAGAGACCAUCUCCCAGAAUCCCAUUGCACUUCACCGGCCUGAAAUAUGAGCUGUGGCUGCCUUGACAUCAUAACAACAAGCAAUGCUGAUAUCAUUUCUACAGUUGAGUUUAACCACACUGGAGAACUGCUGGCAACCGGAGACAAAGGAGGUCGUGUUGUAAUAUUCCAAAGGGAACCUGAGAGUAAGAAUGAACCUUGCAAUCAGGGCGAAUACAAUGUUUACAGCACUUUCCAGAGCCACGAGCCUGAAUUUGAUUAUCUGAAAAGCUUGGAAAUAGAGGAAAAAAUUAACAAGAUUAAAUGGCUCCCCCAGCAGAACGCGGCCCACUCCCUUCUGUCGACAAACGAUAAAACAAUCAAAUUAUGGAAGAUAAGUGAACGUGAUAAAAGACCUGAAGGAUACAACUUAAAAGAUGAAGAAGGCAAGUUGAAAGAUUUGUCCACAGUAACCUCCUUACAGGUGCCUGUUCUAAAGCCCAUGGAUUUAAUGGUAGAAGUUAGCCCAAGGAGAAUAUUUUCCAAUGGACACACAUAUCACGUCAACUCCAUUUCUGUUAACAGCGACUGUGAAACAUACAUGUCGGCUGAUGACCUUAGGAUUAAUCUGUGGCACUUGGCAAUCACAGACAGAAGCUUCAACAUUGUGGAUAUCAAACCUGCAAAUAUGGAAGACCUGACUGAAGUGAUUACAGCUGCCGAAUUCCAUCCUUAUCAUUGCAACUUGUUUGUGUACAGCAGCAGCAAAGGAUCUUUGCGACUUUGUGAUAUGCGAGCCUCUGCCCUCUGUGAUAAGCACUGCAAACUUUAUGAGGAACCAGAAGACCCAAGCAACAGAUCGUUUUUUUCUGAAAUAAUCUCUUCAGUUUCGGAUGUCAAAUUUAGCCACAGUGGACGUUAUAUGCUCACACGGGAUUACCUCACCGUCAAAGUUUGGGAUCUCAACAUGGAAACCAAACCCAUUGAAACGUACCAGGUCCAUGACUACCUUAGAAGCAAGCUGUGUUCACUGUAUGAGAAUGACUGUAUCUUUGACAAGUUUGAAUGUGCAUGGAAUGGUUCUGACAGUGUCAUCAUGACUGGGGCAUAUAAUAACUUCUUUCGUAUGUUUGACCGGAACACUAAACGAGACGUAACCCUUGAAGCCUCCAGAGAAAGCAGUAAGCCACGAGCUGUCUUGAAACCCCGAAGGGUGUGCGUAGGUGGCAAGAGAAGAAAAGAUGACAUUAGUGUAGACAGCUUGGACUUUACCAAGAAGAUCUUACACACUGCCUGGCACCCAACCGAGAACAUCAUUGCGAUUGCCGCGACAAACAAUCUGUACAUAUUUCAGGAUAAAGUGAACUCAGACAUGCACUAGGGAUUAUCAUUAAUCUUCUCAAAUUUGAAAAACAUUGAACUCCCUAGGGGCAUCGGGAUCGAUGACCGAUGUGGGAAAUGUUCUUGGUGGUUGGAUUGCUAUACUUCUCUUCCUUAACUCCUUGCAUUGUACAGUGUAAGGACCUACCCUAUCCUAGGUUUAAGGAAUACAUUAUUUUUGAAGUGUUAGAACUUUGCAGCAAAGAGGGAUUUAUUAAUAUGCAAGUAGGUCAGUCUUACGGUUUUUGGCAGAGAAGGAUCAAAUGACGUUUUGGAUACCUGUUUUUGUUUUAAGGCUUUAUGGCCUUUUUUUUUUUUUUUUGCAAUAACAUUUUGCAUCUAACUAAAUGUAGUAAUAUCUGUAUUUAACAUUUUAUUGGUGACAGGUCAGAGAAACAGAAAAAAAAGAGAAACUUAAAAAAAAAAAAAAUAAGUUUACGUCAACCAAAUCAUAUUCUAAUGUCUAUUAAUUCUACAACACUACUUUCUGGGAGAAUACAAUCAUGCAUGACCCAUAUUCCAAUUACACAUGUUAAUAUAUACAUAAUAUCAGAUGAUGCUCCCAAAUGAUUUGUUAAUAAUAAAUGUCAUUUAGGGAGCGAAAAAAAAAGAAAAAGUAAAAGUUAUAACAAAUAAGUGCAUGUGUACAGUUCAACCAUGGGGUUACUUUGCCUGCCGAAAUCCAGAAAAUCUUAAAUUGUGUUUCCCCACCAAAUGCUGCUGACACAAUAUAAUCAUUGUUUUACAGCAAAAUUAAAGAAUAUAUAAAUAUCAACUGUAUAUGAAUAUAGUUAUUUGCAGUUAUAAAUGGUAAAAUAUUUCUUACACCGCAGAAACACUGUAAUUGAGAAUGGAAAUUUUUUAAAAUAAUUCAGUAAUUAUGCGUCGGUAACAAUAGUUACCAUCUUGACAAACUAAUAUCGAGGGGAAAAAUAAGCAGUAUGCGCAUUCUUUUUAUUCGGUUUCAUUUCUGUGUGUUAAAUAGGUUUUCCUGCAUGCUGUAAUUACCUAAAAAGGACAGAGUAUUUUUAAAUUAAAAGCUGCAGUUAUAUUUUGUGCGAAAAUAAGAAUUUUUUGGUUUUUUUUUUAUACACACAUACUUUUAUUUAUAAUACCACAAUGUCUUGAAAAGUGAAUGAUUAUUUUUUUCCAAUUUUUUUUCAAUUUUUUCUUUUUGUGGAGUUAAAAUAAUCAUCUAGUGACAACGCGGACAUUACAAACAGGACAGACAGUUGACUUUCUUUAGAAUGGCAUUGCCGUUGGCUGUUGUAAAUCCCUGCAAUUUUCCACUAAGGUUAUUAUAUGGUCAGCUAAAUGGGGACUAUCCCAAAUGCACAUCAAUACAAUACAAUGUCAGGAAAAAGAAAAAAAGUUUACAAUGUAUGUAACCAUGUCUAUAUCUGCAGAAAACCGAUCUUUGGCAUUACAGAACAAAUGAGAAAAAAAGUUAUUUUUUUUAAAACGGAUUAUCCAUUAUAAAUACUAAUAUUAUGUAAGCCUCUCCACUACUAAUAUGCAUGUUUUUAUAUUUUCGCUUCAGAAAGCGUCAGAAGCUUUCAAAUGCAAUCUCAACCUUUUUAUAUGAUGUGUAUCUUUGAAGCAGGUACAUGCAAUGCGUAUGUUCGAUUUAUUUUCUAGACAUGCUGUAUAUAGACGUGUGAAGCACAAUAAGCAUGUGCAUCUAUUCUCAGCCAUACUGCACACGGCUUCAGGCGUGUCAGCUUCUUUUCAAGGAAAUGAGGAAUGUCUGUUUAUAUUGUAUAAUCUUAUUAUGAACAAUAUUAUAUGUACAUAUUUAUGAAUUGUAAGGUUUCUUGGGAGG